Brassica oleracea var. oleracea is the source of this 2729-nucleotide messenger RNA. RefSeq names its product proline-rich receptor-like protein kinase PERK12. The transcript has 8 exons. Bases 449 to 2545 code for a protein of 698 amino acids. Gene Ontology annotation, molecular function: ATP binding; protein kinase activity. Lineage: Eukaryota; Viridiplantae; Streptophyta; Magnoliopsida; Brassicales; Brassicaceae. The record is from RefSeq and is a predicted model, not a curated record. Gene Ontology annotation, biological process: protein phosphorylation.
CAUAUAAUAUUGUAGAGAGAGAGAGAGAGUUUUUGGAUCAAAGGGCGGGGCACAGGAGAGGUGCCUACAACUUAUCAUCAUCAUCAUCAUCACUGCUAAAAAUGAUCAUGGCGAUUUGUUGAUUAUCCCUUUCAAAAUCUUUCUCUCUUCUUCUUCUUUGUUGUUUUUUUUUCCCAGGAAAAGAAACCAAGGGGGAGAGAGGAAGAGGUUCUCCUUCCAUUGAAGUCCUUUUCGUCUGUAAUGUCUCUCUCUCUCCACCCCAUUCAAAGGUCCUCCUGGAUUUUUAAACCCUAAUUUAUUUUUCUCUAGCAGGAGAGAAAACUAAACAAUAACUGUGGUUUCAUUUAUUCAAAUAUAAAUUGAGAAAAUAGAGUUUCUGGAGAAGAGAUAAUUUGUAUUCUUCUUCUUCUUCAAAUCAACUUUGAGUGUUCGAUUUCUAAAAAAUAAAAUGUCAGACUCAGACGGUUCGCCAAGUUCUUCACCACCAGCCGAUUCAGCUCCCCCGCCGGAUUCUUCAUCCGAGAAUUCUGCUCCUCCACCGUCUGAUUCCACAUCUACUCCUUCUCCACCGGCUGACUUAUCAGAGCCACCACCCUCUGACUCAGAACCGUUGCCUCCACCUCCCGAUUCAAUACUUCCUCUACCUUGGAUCCUAACUCCAUUAACAGACACUCCUCCUCCAGAUUCCAAUUCUCCACCGGAAGACUCAAACAAUCCUCAGCCGUCGCCAACUUCAACCAAACCCCCUUCUCCUCCGACAGAUUCAGAAACACCACCGGCUCCUCCAUACGAAUCCGAUAACCCACCUCCAUCUUCAGACGUUCAUCAUUCUCCUCCUUCACCAUCAUAUUCUUCAACCAACCCUGAAACCCCACCGUCACAGUCUCCUUCUACCACACCAUUAGAACCUACCAAUUCACCUCCGGCUCCACCGUCAGACCCAACCAAUCCUCUCCUAAUCCAACCAUCAGCGCCAGCAAAUUCCCCACCGGGGGCGAGCUCAUUUCUUGCACCACCAAAACCUAACGGUGGUUCGGGUGGAGGAGCCGUUGUGUCUCCAUCUCUCACAGUCCCUAGCAAAGUAACGCCUCCAACAAACGGAAGCAAUGGUAUUAGCUCUCAAGGGGAGAUUAUGGUCGGUGUGGCUGUAGCCGGUGGUUUCGCCAUCAUGGCCCUUAUAGCCGUUUGUUUCUUAGUGAGAAGAAAGAAAAAGAGAAACAUUGAUAGCUAUGAUCACCCUCAGUACUUGCCACACCCUAACUUCUCUGUCAAAUCAGAUGGAUUCUCAUACGGACAAGACCCUAGUAAAGUAUACUCUGGUCCUGGUGGUGGUUCAAUGUACAAUUCACAGCAGCAACAUUCCUCUAUGGGAAACAGCUACGGAAGCCAACCCGGUCACCAGAUGCAAUCCAAUAGCAUGCCUGACUCUGCCAUCCUCGGAACUAACCAGACUCAUUUCAGCUACCAAGAGCUUGCGGAGAUCACUCAAGGCUUUGCUCGACACAACAUUCUUGGAGAAGGUGGGUUCGGAUGCGUAUACAAAGGUACCUUACAUGAUGGUAAAGUUGUCGCUGUGAAGCAGCUUAAAGCAGGGAGCGGACAAGGUGAUCGUGAGUUCACGGCAGAGGUUGAGAUCAUCAGCCGUGUUCACCAUCGGCAUUUGGUAUCUUUGGUGGGUUAUUGUAUUUCGGACCAGCAUAGAUUGCUUAUUUAUGAGUAUGUUGCGAAUCAAACGUUGGAGCAUCAUUUGCAUGGAAAGGGAAGGCCGGUUUUAGAAUGGUCGAAAAGAGUCCGGAUCGCUAUAGGUUCAGCUAAAGGGUUGGCGUAUCUGCAUGAAGACUGUCAUCCAAAGAUCAUUCACAGGGACAUCAAGUCAGCAAACAUUCUGCUGGAUGAUGAAUAUGAAGCUCAGGUUGCUGAUUUUGGACUUGCUAGACUCAAUGAUACAACACAAACUCACGUAUCAACUCGGGUCAUGGGGACCUUCGGGUACCUAGCACCAGAAUAUGCAUCAAGUGGGAAACUGACUGAUAGAUCCGAUGUUUUCUCGUUCGGGGUUGUUCUCUUAGAGCUUGUAACGGGAAGAAAACCAGUUGACCAGAAUCAACCUCUAGGAGAAGAGAGUUUGGUCGAAUGGGCACGGCCGCUGCUUCUCAGAGCAAUUGAGACCGGAGAUUACAGCGAACUCAUUGAUAGACAGCUCGAAAAACAUUAUGUGGAGCAUGAAGUCGUGAGAAUGAUCGAGACUGCAGCUGCAUGCGUUAGACAUUCUGGUCCAAAACGUCCACGCAUGGCUCAGGUUGUGAGAGCAUUGGACUGCGACGAAGACUCUGGAGAUAUUAGCAACGGGAUCAAAGUUGGGCAAAGCACAACUUAUGACUCAGGGCAAUACAACCAAGAGAUCAUGAAGUUCAGGAAAAUGGCGUUUGGUAUUGAUGAUAGCACAGAGUCAGGGAUGAACAGUGGAGGUUACUCUGGGAAAAGCUCUUCUGAUUUCUCAGGGAAUGAAUCAGAGACUCGACCUUUCAAUAACCGACAAUUCUGAUCAUACAAAUAUACAAUAGGUGAAAGUAAAUACAUACAUCUGCCUCUUUUCUUGAAAUCUGUAAAGCUAUUAUUUUCAUAUAUUGAGUUGAGAUGCAUUUCUUGGUAGGUGCCUUAAUUUUUUGUUCUCUAAUAGCUAAAUGCCCUCAGAAAAGAAAAACAGAACCAAGAAAAAGUUGUGAAGA